Messenger RNA from Orbilia oligospora ATCC 24927, 1140 nucleotides. RefSeq lists its product as uncharacterized. The record is from RefSeq and is a predicted model, not a curated record. Gene Ontology annotation, molecular function: mRNA 3'-UTR AU-rich region binding. Gene Ontology annotation, cellular component: nucleus; cytoplasm. Lineage: Eukaryota; Fungi; Ascomycota; Orbiliomycetes; Orbiliales; Orbiliaceae. The transcript is spliced from 2 exons. Gene Ontology annotation, biological process: 3'-UTR-mediated mRNA stabilization. Bases 1 to 1140 code for a protein of 379 amino acids.
AUGUCAACUGAGGACAAAACCACCACCGCUGAAGUGUCAAGCAUUUCAAACAAGCUUCAAACCCUGUCGGUCAACGACGGCCAAGACCGGGAAGGUGAAGCUGGAGAACCCGUACGAACCGACGAGGACUAUGCCCAAUCUCCCUUGACUCUUCGAGCUAUCGUUUCCUCCAAGGAAGCUGGUGUCAUUAUCGGCAAAGCAGGAAAAAAUGUCGCUGACCUUAGAGACGAAACUGGUGUCAAGGCAGGCGUCUCGAAGGUUGUUCCCGGUGUUCACGACCGAGUCUUAACUGUCACAGGCAAUCUAGACGGGGUCGCGAAAGCCUAUGCGAUGGUUGCUCAGACUCUUGUUGAUAGCCCACCAGGUGCCAUCCCAACUACUCCAAUGGGAACUCAUCCAGUCCGAUUGCUCAUAUCCCAUAACCAGAUGGGUACAAUCAUCGGUCGCCAAGGAUUGAAAAUCAAACACAUACAGGAUGUUUCCGGCGUUCGGAUGGUUGCUCAGAAGGAAAUGCUACCACAAUCUACCGAGCGUAUCGUCGAGGUUCAGGGAUCAGCCGAUGGCAUCCGACAAGCAAUCUGGGAAAUCGGCAAAUGUCUCGUUGACGACUGGCAGCGGGGCACAGGUACCAUACUUUACAAUCCAGCCGUCCGAUCAAAUACCUCUCACGGCACAGGCUCCAGUCCAUCGGUUAUCUCCAACGGCGGUGCUGGGACCUCCGGGCCAACAGAUAGGUUCACCAACGAACGCCCCAACCGUGGACCAGUACGUACCGGCAAUGGUACCGACUUUUCGGAACCCUCUCCAUCCUUCCCGAGACGAGGCCACUCCGAUUCCACUUCCCGGGCCUCGGCACCUGCCCCAAAUACCGAAAACGGGGAGGAGCUUCAAACCCAAAACAUCAGCAUCCCGGCAGAUAUGGUUGGCUGUAUUAUCGGGCGCGGUGGCAGCAAAAUUUCAGAGAUUCGUAAAAGCUCUGGGGCUAGGAUCAGCAUCGCAAAGGCUCCGCACGACGACACUGGUGAAAGAAUGUUCACCAUUGUCGGAAGCCCACAAAGCAACGAGAAGGCCUUGUACCUCCUCUACGAGAACCUUGAGGCAGAGAAAACGCGUCGAUCGCAAGGCAGCGGCCAGGACUAG